Molecule: messenger RNA, 3994 nt
Organism: Nyctereutes procyonoides (raccoon dog)
Lineage: Eukaryota; Metazoa; Chordata; Mammalia; Carnivora; Canidae
Gene: KLC1
Product: kinesin light chain 1
Exons: 15
Coding region: 2-1891 (629 amino acids)
Biological process (GO): axo-dendritic transport
Cellular component (GO): cytoplasm; kinesin complex; membrane-bounded organelle
Molecular function (GO): kinesin binding
Source: RefSeq, a predicted model, not a curated record
AAUGUAUGACAACAUGUCCACGAUGGUGUAUAUAAAGGAAGACAAGUUGGAGAAGCUUACACAGGAUGAAAUUAUUUCUAAGACAAAGCAAGUGAUUCAGGGGCUGGAAGCUCUGAAGAAUGAGCACAAUUCCAUUUUACAAAGUUUACUUGAGACACUGAAGUGUUUGAAGAAAGAUGACGAAAGUAAUUUGGUGGAAGAGAAAUCAAACAUGAUCCGAAAGUCACUGGAAAUGUUGGAGCUUGGCCUGAGUGAGGCACAGGUUAUGAUGGCUUUGUCCAAUCACCUAAAUGCUGUUGAGUCCGAGAAACAGAAACUACGUGCACAGGUUCGUCGGCUGUGCCAGGAGAAUCAGUGGCUGCGGGAUGAACUGGCCAAUACACAGCAGAAAUUACAGAAAAGUGAGCAGUCUGUGGCUCAACUGGAGGAGGAAAAGAAGCAUCUGGAAUUCAUGAAUCAGUUAAAAAAAUAUGAUGAUGACAUCUCUCCAUCCGAGGACAAAGACACUGAUUCCACCAAAGAGCCUCUGGAUGACCUUUUCCCAAAUGAUGACGACGACCCCGGUCAAGGAAUCCAACAGCAGCAUAGCAGCGCGGCGGCAGCUGCGCAGCAGGGUGGCUAUGAGAUCCCAGCGCGGCUGCGUACCCUCCACAACCUGGUCAUCCAGUACGCCUCUCAGGGGCGCUAUGAGGUGGCUGUGCCGCUCUGCAAGCAGGCCCUGGAGGACCUGGAGAAGACUUCCGGCCAUGACCACCCAGAUGUGGCCACCAUGCUAAACAUCCUGGCCUUGGUGUACAGAGACCAGAAUAAAUACAAAGAUGCUGCCAAUCUACUGAAUGAUGCCUUGGCCAUCCGUGAGAAAACUUUGGGCAAAGAUCAUCCCGCGGUGGCAGCAACUCUGAAUAACCUUGCAGUGCUUUAUGGCAAAAGAGGGAAGUACAAGGAGGCUGAGCCGCUGUGUAAAAGAGCUCUGGAGAUCAGAGAAAAGGUUUUGGGGAAGGAUCACCCUGACGUUGCCAAGCAGUUAAACAACUUGGCUUUACUGUGCCAGAAUCAGGGCAAGUACGAAGAAGUCGAAUAUUAUUAUCAAAGAGCUCUGGAGAUCUACCAAACAAAACUGGGGCCUGAUGACCCCAACGUGGCCAAAACGAAAAAUAACCUGGCAUCCUGCUAUCUGAAGCAAGGAAAAUUCAAGCAAGCAGAAACACUGUACAAAGAGAUUCUCACUCGUGCACAUGAAAGGGAGUUUGGUUCUGUAGAUGACGAAAAUAAACCCAUUUGGAUGCACGCUGAAGAAAGAGAAGAAUGCAAAGGAAAGCAAAAGGACGGGACAUCUUUUGGAGAGUAUGGCGGCUGGUACAAAGCCUGCAAAGUUGAUAGUCCAACUGUUACAACUACUUUGAAAAACCUUGGGGCACUUUACAGACGUCAAGGCAAAUUUGAAGCUGCAGAAACAUUGGAAGAAGCAGCCAUGAGGUCCCGCAAACAGAGAGUAGCUGAAGUGCUGAAUGACCCUGAGAACGUGGAGAAGCGGAGGAGCCGCGAGAGCCUCACUGUGGACGUGGUCAAGUACGAGAGCGGCCCUGAUGGAGGGGAGGAAGUGAGUAUGAGCGUAGAGUGGAACGGGGAUGGCACUGGAUCUUUAAAGCGCAGUGGCUCCUUUAGCAAACUCCGAGCUUCAAUUAGACGCAGCAGUGAGAAGCUGGUUAGGAAGCUGAAGGGAGGAAGUUCUCGAGAGAGUGAGCCAAAGAACCCCGGCAUGAAGCGUGCCAGUUCUCUGAAUGUCCUUAACGUGGGUGGCAAGGCCGCUGAAGACCAUUUCCAAGAACGAAAUAAUUGUCUGGCAGACUCUCGUGCUCUGAGUGCCAGCAACACUGAGCUGGCCCGCUGAGGGUCGAGGCUGAGCUAGAUAAAAUCCCCGAGACUAAUGGAGCACUGAGCCCUCAAAGCUUUGCCGAGCCCCCUCCCCUAACUCUGCAGGGGACCCACCACCUGGGUCACUUGCUUCUCUAGAUAGUGAUCCUCCACCGCCUCGCCUCGUGGAGGCCUGCCCUGAAUUCUGUUAAGCUGUCUGCAGUCCUAGCGACCAGGAGCUGCCGGAGCGUGAGCGUGAGACCGGCCGGGCCUGGCGGUCAGGGAGGCCGAUGUGGCGCUGGCAGCUGGCUUCCCCACGUUUGGAAUGGGCCGCUGCUCACGGACUACACCGGAAUCUGUUGUGCGUGUUAAUGUAUACUAAGGCUGUAACCUAAGACUGGAACCUUACGCUGCAUCCUUUCAGAAUAAGCAUCUGAUGAUCUGUGGCAGAGCUGCCUGGAAUUCAGAGAGGGGGUGCUAAGAAGCAGGGGAGACGGGUAGCAUGCUGGUGGGUCUGGGUCCCCACCGGGUCCCCACUCCUGCAGUGUGGCACAUCCACGUGCCUUGCCAGACGCCCCGUGGGCUCCCAGGCCUGCCCCUUCGGAGCCCCUUUUCCCCCUGCUGGUCCCUGAGUGCUGAGCAUGUAGAGAUGCAGGUUUUAUGUUGAAAAAGGUUUUCUUUGUCAACAUGGGUUAGGUUUUGAUGGAAACAUUGCCCAGCGUACCCUGCAGCCCUGCCCCUCAAUAGAUGUGUGAGUCAAGCUGGUAGCUUUAGAAAAUCCCGAGCAGAUGACGAGGGGGUUGGUGGCACCCAGAGACAGGUGCCUGUGGGUCUGGCCCGUGGCCUCUGUGGCUGUGCCUCUUUGCUCAGCGCUCGACCGUCCCAAUUUGCAGCUUCUGGUGGACGAGGAACUGACUUUGUAAACGCUGUCCAGGGCCGGUCUGCACAUGGGGUGGAUCGGGAGACACGCAAGGAAAGAACGCGCACAGCGUGUCCCCGCAGAGGCACUGUGCGCUCUGCAGUCCGUCUGGGUGUGGAGGCCGCUGGGAGGGCUGGGGGGGCUGACUGGAAGCUGCCCCAUGUCGGGUCAUCCUUCCCCAACCCCCGUCCCACCGCCCCGCCGUCAGAAGUGCUCUCUGGUGCCACGAAGCUGAUCCAGUACGUCGGAAACCUAGCCGGGUUCCCUUACUGACGCUUCUCUGGAGGAACAGGGCGUUUGGGAAGGAUGAACACGGGGUGAGAAUAGGAUUUCAUGUUGGGCCCCAAGGGGUACGGGCAGGCCUUUGUUGGCCUUGCCUCUCUGAGGGCGCCAGUGGCCUCCUUUAGACCCAGCCCGUAAGAAACCUUCCUGCCCCCGGGACGCUGCCUGCAGAUCUGUGCUUUCUGAACUUGGACAAAACAGGAGCCUGGUUGUCACUGCUUCAUUCAAGUGUGCAUGUUCACGUUCUCGGAGGGAGUAGUGCGGGCAGCGUGCUUUCCUUUCUGGGGGAGGGGACCCUUGGAGCGCCAGCCCCCCCGGUACCUAGUGCCUGUGGUUCCAGGCCGUGGCCACAGGCCGGACGGGGAGUGGACCGGGGUUGCACCGUGUGCAGAGCCCUUCGUGGGCCUGUCGGAGGUGGAGGCUGUGGAGGGCCGGGCCUUCCGACCCUCCCAGCUCUUCCCAAGGUGCUGGACCCGGCAGCCUGAGGUGUGCUCACUCAGUGAGCGGGACCAGCGGGCUGUUUCUGGGGCGCUCACUCGGUGUUUGCAGUGUUGGGGGAGUCACUGAUGUCUUGGAGUUAAAAAAAAUUGUCAUUUGUUCAGAAAGCUGCUAAGAAUAUCAUGUAAUGAGAAAUUCAUUGUUUAUGGCAGCGUAUAAAUAUUGCUAAAAAUAUAUAGUUUACAGUUUAUAGAAGAUAUCGUUCAUAGUCCUAACUUUAUAGAAUGUUCUGGGGGAGCACAUUGCAUAGAUGUGGCUGUAUUCUGAUGUUUCUACUUGCACUUCUUUCUGAGUAGUGCACUGGAUGGUCGUCAGACUCCUGGAAACUAUACGGUGGUGCGUGAUCGCACCUGCCAAGGGUGAGGCUCCAGUCAGCUGAGGGAGUCUGGUCAGGGCAGAAGGCAUCACACGUGUGACUGGGGCAGUCCUAGAGACAGGCUC